Molecule: messenger RNA, 3909 nt
Organism: Drosophila melanogaster (fruit fly)
Lineage: Eukaryota; Metazoa; Arthropoda; Insecta; Diptera; Drosophilidae
Gene: alt
Product: aluminum tubes
Exons: 6
Coding region: 289-2817 (842 amino acids)
Source: RefSeq, marked reviewed
AGAAGCCAGAACUUGACAAGCCAACAGAGGAAAAUAAAUACCCGACCUGCCAGUUAUCGCAGCCGCAGAGAGCAACAACCUUGAAUUGAAAUUUUUGCAAUUUGUGAAUUCUUCCACUGAGCUCGCGGAGUCAGCGAAAUUUCAAGUUUUGUUCUAACUGUGGUGGGAGCGAAGAGAGAAAAGUGCCACGGAGCGCAAGCACACUGAGAAUAAAACGUUCUGUUAGUAAUCAUUCGCAAAGGAGAUCCCUGAGAAAAAUCCACGGCUAAACCGGAAAGAUAUGCAAAUAUGGACUUCCACAUACUGAUCGUCAUCGGUUGUGUGGUCAGCGCCUCGCUGCUCUCGUUCCUGUUCAUCAACAAGAUCUUCCGGCGCAAGACUUUUGAGGAGGUGGUAGCCGAGAAGCGUGCCCUGAGCGCCAAUCUCUACAAGGCGGCCGGUGGUGCCGCUACCAAGAAGCCCAAGAAGAAGGAACUUAAGCGCGAAAAGAAGCAACGUCAGCGGGAACAGCAGAGGGAUGUGAACAACGAGCCGGAACCAGAGGAAGCCGAAGACUACUCCGAUGGUCAGUCGGAGGGUCAGGGCUCCGUGGCUGGCGAGGAACCCGGUCUCUCCAAGCAGCAUGUUGAAUUUGAACCCGAUGCAGAGGUCCUCACUGAUCAGCGACGACCCAGUAGCGUGGCUGAGAAGGAGAACCAACCUUCUGGGGCUGGCAAAAAGGGAAAGAAGGAUAAACGUAACGGAGCCAACAACAAGACAGCCGGAAUCCUGGUCAACAAGAACGAAACUGUUGCUGUUAAGCCUGCAGCUAACGCCGAGGAGACACCAACUUUGAAUAAUUUUGAAACCAAGAUCCCCAAGGAUGUGGUGGAGCUGAAGAAGCAAGAGCAAAAGGAACGCAAAGAAGACAACAACAACAAGCAGCAAAGUCAGAAAAAGAUCGCCGGAGGCAAUGUGUCCAAGAAGGAGAAGGUCGUAGCUGUCGAAACAGAGGCACCCGUAGUGACCAAGCAGAUCCUCAAGCAACAGCAGCAGCAGCAGAAUGGCUCACCCAAAACGCAACACAACCAGGCCAACAACAAAACCAAGCAGCAGCAGCAAAACAAGAAACAGAAUCAAAAGGAAACCCUAACGGGUAAGGAUUUGGCUCAUGCUUUGGAUAAACUGGCCGAUCACCAGAACCAGACCAUUGGUGUCAACGCUCUGAUGAACGUAUUUUCUCGUGCCGAGCUAAAUCGCUCAGAGAUUCAGAUACUCAUCGACUAUCUGCUAAACAAGCAACAGGAUAUGCCCGCUUCGCACUCUGAGUGGUCGGAUGACAUCUGCCAGAAACUCAAGCGUCAGCUGGAAGAGAAGGAAAAGCUGUUGGCCGAGGAGCAGGAGGCCUCCAUCGGAAUUCAGGCUAAGCUUCGCGAACUACGCCAAGAGGUUAACACAGAACGCGCCCAGAUGCAUGCCCGAAACCAGGCUUAUAUCGAUAAGUUGCAAGGCAAGGAGCAGGAGCUAGCCGCCCUCAACCAGGAGCUGUCCAGUCUGAAUGACAAGUUGACGCUUGAGCGUCAACAGCUUACGACCCUUCGGAGGGAGAAGCAAGCCAAUUCGCAGGAUCUGGUUCAGUUGCAACAUUUGCAACAGGAUCUCGCACACAAGGAAAAGUGCCUGGCGGAAAUGACCGCAUUCGUUAAUGCAGAGACCCAGCAGAAGAACGAGGUGAUUCAGCAGCAGGCUCAGCAGCUGCAAGCCCUGGAGCUGCAACGCGAAGAGCUGGAAGCGCGCCAGAACAAUAGCAUCUUUGAGCUAGAGCAGCGCAAGCAGCUGGAGGCGGAGAACGCCGACCUCAAGCAGGAGCUGAGCGCUGUUCAACAGACUCAGUCGGAGCUGCAGCGCGUCCACGCCGCCGAGUUGCAGGAGCUGCGACAGAACUUGUCCGUCCUAGAGGCUCGCAACGUUGCGCUCAGCCAACAGCUCACCCAAGCCGCCAACAGCGCGGUUCAGGCCACCGCCGCCCAGUCGGAGCAGGCCCAGGUUCAGACCGAAGCGCUGGCCCAGAAGCAGCAGGAGCUGAGUGCUCUUCGCUCGCAGGUCGGCUCGCUGACGGAUGCCCACGCCCAGCAGCAGAAGCAAGCCAACGCUCUGCAGUCGCAGCUCCAGGAGGCUCAACAGCGGGCCGAGCAGCUGCAGGCUAAGGAGCAACAUCUGCAACAGGAGCUCCAGGAGCAGCGGGAGAAAAAUAAUCAACAACACAAAGAGCUGCAGCUGCAGCAACAGAAGGCAGUGGCCGCCAAUGGCGGGGGUAGUGCCAGUUCAGCCAAGAGCGAGCAGCAGAGGAUCCGGGAUCUCUACCAGCGCCUUUAUCCCGACGCUGUGAAAGCGCAGUCGGGAAAUGCCCUGCAAGCAUCCUUUGACCAGUGGCUGGAACAGGUCCUGGCCACCCAUGUCAAGCAGCAACAGGAUAAGCUGCGGCAGAAGCUCGACGCGGAGAAGUCCGAGAAGCAGAGCAGCAGUAGUCAUAAGUCCACACAAUCAAGCAACAGUAGCAGUAGCAACCACAAUAGCACCCACAACAAUAUUAGUAGCAAUAAUAGUAGUUCGAAUAGCCAAUCCUCCUCCGCCGCCGAGCAGCAGGAGCUGCACAAACAGAACCUGCAGCUGCGGGAGUGCAACGACAAGCUCACCCAGCUGGUCACCAAGACGACAAACACAUUGAUGGACUUGGAAGAGCGUGCUCGUGAGCAGGACGAGCACUGGCGUGGCAUCGUCGAGCAGAAGGAGCAGCUGAUCCUAACCCUGCAGCAGCAUGCCUCAAACGGAGAAUAGGACAUUUAAUGUCGAAACAGAUGCGGAAAGGGAAGAGGAGGCCAACAACGACGAUAAACUGACAAGCAACCGCAGAGUUUGUCCAACUUCCAAAAGAACAGCAACAGUAAAAAAGAAACAACUCUAACAAUCUAUUAAGUUUAAAGUUAAUGUAACAAAAAAAAAAGGCGAGAAAAAAGUAAACCUAAAGCAUGCCCCACAACAGCAACAUUUAACAUUUUAUAGUAGCGAGAACCAACAAUUAUGAGAAUGAAGAACUAUGGAACGCUUUAAGAAAUUAUAUACACAUAACUAAAGCAAGAUAAUGAUAACAAUCGAAACUUGUGCAAUGUUAAACGAGAAGAGAAGAAAUGCUAGCAAAGGAAAAGUCCGACUCUGAUUACAGAAACAGGCAAUUUCCACCCAAGCCCUCCCAAUAAAAAGCAAACCAACCCGGAAAAACCGCGAAAAAUCCAUUGCUGCUGCUACUUUCUAAUUAUUAUUUAACACAUACUUUGCAUGCGAUUAUUAUUUUUGUGUUACACUUGCAUUUAAAAACGCGCUUUAAACAAUUGUAUAUGUAUCUUAUGUUAAGCAAAUGAAUUUAAAACCCAGCUACUUAAAAUGCAAAUCCACAAAAAAAUAAACAAAAUAAUAGUAUGAAUGUACGUAUGCUCUUGUACUUGGGCCAUUGUGAAUUUUGUAUGUUUUCCAUUCAUGUUUUCUGUUUUUGUGUUAACUUUUAAUUUUCCGCCGCCAGGCAGCGCAAAGUAUUUAAUCCCAGGAAGAGCAAAUGGCAGCAGCAACAUUUAAUUAAGCGUAAAUAAACAAGAAAACAACUAUUUUUAUAUAAAACUGAAUGAGAACCUAUCUUAUAAGUAAACGCAAAUUAAACACGAAUGCUAACUAGCAAUCUAUUGUCGGAACCUGUUGCAUGCGACAUACUGAAAAAUUAGGAAAACCAACAAAUUCAAGCCCAUCAGCAACCACAACAAACAAAAGAACGAGCUAUAACAGCAUUAUAAGGAUUUAUGAUGUUUAAUUUACGAUAAAAUGAGAAUUAAAUAUAUACACACACAUAUGAGAAAGACAUUUGACCUUUGACAUUUCACU